Microcebus murinus (gray mouse lemur) is the source of this 1421-nucleotide messenger RNA. RefSeq names its product cyclin D1 (gene CCND1). The record is from RefSeq and is a predicted model, not a curated record. Lineage: Eukaryota; Metazoa; Chordata; Mammalia; Primates; Cheirogaleidae.
GCUUAACAACAGUAACGUCACACGGACUACAGGGGAGUUUUGUUGAAGUUGCAAAGUCCCGGAGCCUCCAGAGGGCUGUCGGCGCAGUAGCAGCGAGCAGCACAGUCCGCGCGCUCCGGCGAGGGCAGAAGAGCGCCAGGCGGCCAGCGCGAGAGCCGAGCGCGGACCGAGCCGGGACCCACAGCCCCCGCAGCCACCCAGGCAGAGCCCACCAUGGAACACCAGCUCCUGUGCUGCGAGGUGGAGGCCAUCCGCCGCGCGUACCCCGAUGGCAACCUCCUCAACGACCGGGUGCUGCGGGCCAUGCUCAAGGCGGAGGAGACCUGCGCUCCCUCCGUGUCCUACUUCAAGUGCGUGCAGAAGGAGAUCCUGCCGUCCAUGCGGAAGAUCGUGGCCACCUGGAUGCUGGAGGUCUGCGAGGAGCAGAAGUGCGAGGAGGAGGUCUUCCCGCUGGCCAUGAACUACCUGGACCGCUUCCUGUCGCUGGAGCCCGUGAAGAAGAGCCGCCUGCAGCUGCUGGGGGCCACCUGCAUGUUCGUGGCCUCCAAGAUGAAGGAGACCAUCCCCCUGACCGCCGAGAAGUUGUGCAUCUACACGGACAACUCCAUCCGGCCCGAGGAGCUGCUGCAAAUGGAGCUGCUCCUGGUGAACAAGCUCAAGUGGAACCUGGCUGCGAUGACCCCGCACGAUUUCAUCGAACACUUCCUCUCCAAAAUGCCCGAGGCCGACGAGAACAAACAGAUCAUCCGCAAACACGCGCAGACCUUCGUGGCGCUCUGUGCCACAGACGUGAAGUUCAUUUCCAACCCGCCCUCCAUGGUGGCCGCGGGGAGCGUGGUGGCCGCGGUGCAAGGCCUGAACCUGGGGAGCCCCAACCCCUUCCUGUCCUACUAUCGCCUCACACGCUUCCUGUCCAGAGUGAUCAAGUGUGACCCGGACUGCCUGCGGGCCUGCCAGGAGCAGAUCGAAGCCCUGCUGGAGUCAAGCCUGCGCCAGGCGCAGCAGAACUUGGACCCCAAGGCCACAGAGGAGGAGGAAGAGGAGGAGGAGGAGGUCGACCUGGCUUGCACCCCCACCGACGUGCGGGACGUGGACAUCUGAGGGGCGCCGGGUGGGCGGGGCGCCACCGCCGCCCAGCGAGGGAGGAGCCGGCCCCAGGUGCCCCCCCUGACGCAGUCCCGCUCCUCCGGGACAUUUCACUACCAGAAGGGAAAUCUUCAUUCUCCCCGUUGUUGGUUGUUUUUCCCUUUGCUCUUUCUCCCUUCCGUCUCUGACUUAAGUGAAAGAAAAAGAUUACCCAAAAACUGUCUUAAAAAAAAAGAAAGAGAAAAAAUAGUAUUUGCAUAACCCCGAGUGGCAGGGGAAAAGGGGGGUUGUGCUACAAAAAUAGAGGAUUUUAUACCCCAGUAAUCAAUUAGCUU